GUUUGUUACUAGUGGAUGAUGCCAUUUUGAUGUCCAUAGUGUUGCUUAUGGUGGUAUCCGAGUUUGAACGGUAUUUUCUCUCUUUGUGCAUGUUUAUAUGUGCAUAAAAAAACAUUUACAUUCUAUUUUGACGCGAACUAUUAACAAAGGAAAACAUGUUCUGAAUACAAGUGAAUAAUGAGAGUGUAAGCAGUUUGUCUAAUAAUAAUAAUAAUUUCAUAAAGCAAAUGGCUCGAGUGUUAGUUUACGCACGCCCUGUUGAUGCGAUCUUCAUGGAUAUAAAAUUGGGCAGCAAAACAGAUCCUUCUGAAUAUGCAAUAAGAAUAAAGGAAGAGCCAAUCGAUCCAGAGAUCUGCGAUGAUUUAUCGCCAGUUGAUACGAAUACAGAGAAUGAAAAUGAGACAGCGAUGUGUGAAGGUGAAUCUUCGGAUGGUGUUUAUUGUAGAAAUCGAGAAUCCGCGUUUCCUCGAGAGAGUACAUACUUAGAAAAUAACAAAUCGGAUUCUGAUAAACGAAAAAGUAAACAUAAAGUACCUUCAAACAACAGAAUAAGUUGCAAUGUUUGUUUGUUAACUUUUCAAACUAAACAUUUAUUGGAACUGCAUAAUAAAUUAUAUAGCUGUAAUGUAUUCAAGUGUAAUAAUUGCACUGCGAUCUUCAGUAUGCAUAUUGCGUUGAUACGUCAUUUAAAGUCGCGAUGUCGUAUGAAACAAUGGUCUGGAUAUAGAUGUAAUUUUUGUAACCGAAGUUUUUCCUAUAGAAGAUAUAUCCAAUCUCAUUUAUUCCAUAUGCAUGGGAACGCAAUAUUGUCUGGUGAAAGCAAAAUUACGAAAACAUCUCCCGAAUCGUUAGGAAAGUCGAAUCAUUCGGAUGAUAUAGUCAUGACAGAAUCAAAUACUUCACACAGUUCCUCCCCAAAAAGCGUAAAUAGCUCGAUAAAUAUAUCUUUGAAACUAUCUAAUAGUUCAAACAAUACACCCACCAAGGGUUCGGGCAGCAAGAUCAAGUCUACGCAUUCGAAAUGGUUAAACGAUUCGUAUGGUACACCUUCGAAAAGGAUGAAACAGACCGUCCUUACAGACUUUAUAUCGCUGUGCAAAGAUAAACCGAAUGAAAAAUGGGUUAGCCCGAAAGAAGUUAUCGAUACGGAGAAUAUUCCUGUUACUGCGACUAUUAUUCCAACUUCAACGCUCGAGACAUUUAGCAACAAGACAUCAACGGCUUCAGAAGUUAUCCAGAUGUCUACUUCUGUUAAGCGAAUCGAAUCUCCUGUUAGGAAAAGACCAUUUGUUCAGAUUCAUGUGAAUUCCAAAACAAUGAUAUCUUUAUUAAGGAACGAAAUAGGAGCUGAAUCUGAAGGCUCUAAUACCUCGCACAAUAUAUCUUACAACCUUAGGCCAGUAAAAAGAUGUUCUUCUUCUUUAUAUAAUUUUUACGAUUUAUUCGAGUUUGAGGCCUUUGGAAGAUCAAGACAAUCUUUUAAAAGAAACAAGUCCCGCUAUCCGUUUAACCAAAGUGAAAGAUCUGCAUCUGAAGCUAAGUGUAAAGAAUGUGUGGUCCGUUUGGAGAAAUGCGACAAAUUCUUGGAGCCUACUAGUUUUGUGUCGAAUGGAGACAAAGAUGAAAAGGAGAAGGAAAACGAAAACGAAGACGGUUUCAAACAAGCAGUGUCGAAAAAUGUGAAAGAGAAAUUUGAAGGUUUUCGUGAGACAAGCUCGGCAGGUAAUUUGCCUUUGGAAACUGGCACGAUUGCGUCAAAGCGAUUCAAUGAAUUUGUAAAAUCUUUUGUUCAUGGAUUAAUCGUCCCUCGACAAGAAUCGGUUGAGUUUAAGAAGAACUCUAAGGUCGAUCAGCAGAAAAUAUUUCAAUGUCAUAUUUGUAAAAAAUCGUUUUCUUUGAAAGAGAACUUGCGCGAGCACGUGAAAUUGUCCCAUGCGAUUUACAUGUCGAGCAUAUGCAACGCACGUUACACGUCCAUGAAUAAGUUACUAACUCACUAUCUACGUCAGCAUAUUGUGUUUAAACGAAGGGAAUGUUGCGUGUGUUAUGAGAAGUUUGACACGUCGGCAUUGUUGAAGCGGCACAUGAUAUUGCAUUGUUUGAAGACCAUAAGAUCAAAGAAGGACGUUCUACCGGUUGAUGUUGAAAUAAAUUGCAACGCAUUCAAGAAACAACACAAAUGCCAAGGUUGUCGCAAACGAUUUUGGCUAUACUCGUGUUUGAAACAGCAUGAGAAUGUAUGUCGUCGAAUGAAAGUCUCGAUACAUAAACAACGUGUACCUCGUGUAAACCAUCUGUCUCGGUCGUUGAAAGAACCAAGUGACAUGGAACUCGGCAUAGUACAAUCGCCUGAUUUGGAACAAACGUUGGAUGUUCCGGAUGGGAUGACAAGACCUUUGGAAAAUUAUUUGGCUCCGAGUACGCUUAUUACGGAUGAUACUAACUCUUCGUCAUUCGAUACAGCUGCAAAGAACAAAAGGCUACUUAAUGGGAUAGCAUGCGUGAAGGGUUACCAAGCGGACAAGAUGAACGGAACAAAGUUUCCUUGCACUACUUGUGGGACACAAUUCCGAACAUUUCAAAAUUUGUGCAUACACGAGCGCACCUAUUGCCAAACAGCCACCAAAAAGUGUAACGUUUGUAACACGAUGUUUUCCACUAAAAGAUUAUUACAGCUUCACAUGCUUGCUACCCAUACACCUUCGUGCUCGAUGAACUACAAAUUCUUUUGUAAGUUCUGUAAUCAAGGAUUUGUUAAGAAAUCGAAAGUUCACAUUCACGAACGACACUUCCAUAUUGGAGAGAAUCCUAGACUGGGGCUGAAUUCCGAUUGCGUUUUGAAAGAUAAACAAAUCUGUAAUAUAUGCCAUUUGUUAUUCGAAUCCCACGAACAUUUUGUCGAGCAUAACACGUAUUAUUACAAGGACAAAGAUUUUUUAUGCGCAGUAUGUGGUAAGUCGUUUCAAGGAAUGUACAAGUUUCAUCAUCACAACAAGUUGGAGCAUUAUCCGGACAAACUAUGGAAAUCGUACCCUUACAAAUGCGAUACUUGUAACGAAGGCUUUAGCUACGAAUCACAUCUCCACGCACAUAAGCUACACGUUCAUUCGCACGAUUCGCCCGCUGACGAAGCGCGCGACCACGAUACAUCGGAUCAGAUACAUCGCAUAUGUUCAUGAUUCUUUCGAUAAAUUAAGAUAAUCAUAAAAUAGGUCGUUUCAAAAUCAAUUUUCACGGUACUAUACAGAAGAUUCGGCCUAGAUUGAGACGUACGACAACAUGCCAAGUGUACACACACACGCGCGCGCGCGCGCGCGCGCACACACACACACACACACACACACACACACACACACGAAGCAAAUGAUUUCUAAAGCGUUUUUUAAGUCAUGUAUUCGAAUUUUCCAUGAUACGUAUGAAAUGUAUUGAUAUUUGUUGAAAUAUACUUUACAAGUCAAAUCAACGCUUCUGACCUAGUACAAACUGAGCUCGACUCAAACAUCGAACACUGAAUGAAGUUUGGGUGUCAGCCUUAGGCGCUUCCUGUUCAUUGUUUGCGAUGGUCUCAGUUUGUUGAACCAGAAGAUGUCAAGCAUCCUAGGCUAGACGACCAGCCAGAAAACGAGUGAACUAUUCCAUACUGCCUCUAACUUUAUUUAAUAUACAUCGUUUUGUUCACUUGAGAGAUAAAGAUCGUUUACUAAGUGCCGCUUAAAACAGCUUAAUGAAAAUUAUGAUAGAUCGAGUAAUAAAUUUGUCUGCUUUUCUUUGAACGCGUUAUAUUUAUGUGCUUUUAUAUACGUAUAUGUUUCUGUGUGCGUGUGUGUAUUUUAUCAAGUACGUCGUGUUCAUUACCCUAUUUCAUUAUUGUAAAAUUUGUUGUUAAAGGUAGUUUUUCGUUCGGUGUGCGCGUUUGCUGAUCUUCGUAUUUUAUAAAUUGUUUUGGGUCAGCGUAAACGUUUGAAAAAGUUAGAAAAUAAAUGAAGCUAGGGUAAGUAAAUGAUGCAAUUUCUUUUCUUAAUUGGUCUGAUAUUGGUCAUUUCUCUUCUAUUGCAAUGUUUAUUCGUUAUAAUUAUUCGUUUAAACGGCCGCUCGAUAUAAUAUAUAUAUAACAUUCGUUAAAAAACGAACAAACCUAUUAAUGAAUCUGAUAUUGAGAUUAAAAAAAAAUUCAUUUCGUUUAUCACACGUGGAAUGAUUAUAUGAUAAGUUUCAUAUUUGACAGAUGACUAAUUUAAAUAUGGAUCGUAAUUAUAAUUUUCAUUAUGAGAUGAUUUAUUUACUUACCCAGCUAUCGAUUAAUGACGUCGAAUGAUAAUUGUACGGGAACGAUAAUGCUUUGCAAUGUGCAAUUAAACUAUUACGUUAAAUAUUCAGUAAAUUAAUAUUUCAAUUUCCAUCACAGCGCUGGUCGCACAAUUCGAUAAUCGGGAGGAAUAUGAGAUCAAGAACGAUAUUUAUCGUUAUGAAAGCGCGAAUUAAAAUUGUCGUAUUAGAAUUUCUAUAAAGAAAUAAGAAUUGAUGUUUAUAUCAAAGAAUAGUUACAGCGCGUAAUCGAAUAAAUUGGUCGUUUCACAGCGGGAAAAUAAACUAUUUCCACGAGCUUUCGCCGGUUCUGUCGUACAAUGAAACGAACCGUUGAACAAUUAUAAAAACUAACGUUUGUAUUUUCUAAAAAUUAGAAAGCUGGUAAACUUAAUAGAUUGCUCGGGAAAUUUGUAGAUUUUAUUAGUACGAUACUGUACUGUUUUUACAAAUGUAGGUAUUCUUUAAUAAAUUACAUUUUCCAGAAAAUAA
Molecule: messenger RNA, 4797 nt
Organism: Bombus huntii
Lineage: Eukaryota; Metazoa; Arthropoda; Insecta; Hymenoptera; Apidae
Exons: 3
Coding region: 228-3179 (983 amino acids)
Biological process (GO): regulation of DNA-templated transcription
Molecular function (GO): RNA polymerase II cis-regulatory region sequence-specific DNA binding; DNA-binding transcription factor activity, RNA polymerase II-specific
Source: RefSeq, a predicted model, not a curated record